This is a messenger RNA of Ostreococcus lucimarinus CCE9901, 1023 nucleotides long. RefSeq lists its product with no specific name. Lineage: Eukaryota; Viridiplantae; Chlorophyta; Mamiellophyceae; Mamiellales; Bathycoccaceae. Gene Ontology annotation, molecular function: cyclin-dependent protein serine/threonine kinase regulator activity. Bases 1 to 1023 code for a protein of 340 amino acids. The transcript is spliced from 3 exons. Gene Ontology annotation, cellular component: cyclin-dependent protein kinase holoenzyme complex; nucleus; cytoplasm. Gene Ontology annotation, biological process: mitotic cell cycle phase transition; regulation of cyclin-dependent protein serine/threonine kinase activity. The record is from RefSeq and is a predicted model, not a curated record.
AUGGACGCGACGAGAGCGACGGCGAGAGGAAUGGUGGCGACGAACAGCGUGGAUUAUCCGUUUAGCGUCAGGGGAGGAAGACGGGAGCAGGAACGGGUGAAGGCGAACGUGUUGGCGCCGUACGUGGUGGAUGGGAAGUAUUUCAACGUGGCGAUUCGACAACAGCUCGUCGAUUGGAUGGCGGAACAGCACAAUGCGAUGUCGCUCACGGAUGAGACGUUACAUCUUGCGAUCGUGUACGUGGAUACGUUCUUGACGCAUCGAGUUCCGGAUACGUUUUUGCAGCGACACGGAAGCGGGAGCGAGCCUGUGGAAGCCAAGCCGCUGCGCGCGCUCGACGGCGACAGAGUUUUGCACGCUAUGGAUGCGCAACAUCCUUUGUGCAACAAGCUCAAGCGCUUGGGCAUCACGUGUGUAUUCGUUGCGGCGAAAGUGACGGAAGUAACGACGCCUUCGGCGAACGUUUUCGCGCGCUAUGCACAAGUGUCGUCGUUCACGCGCGAGCAGCUCUUGCUCGCCGAGCGCGCGCUGUUGCGAGAGAUGAACUACGCGCUGAUCCGCCCGACGGCGUUUUCGUUCGCCGAAGCCUACGUCGAGAGCGUUUUGCGCUCGACGAAUCGACUGCGAAGAUUCCCCGAUCGAAUCGACUUUUGCGGUUCCGGGUUCGCCGACUACGGUGACAUGCCGACGUGCUUCAAGGAGACGACGUACUACUUGGUCGAGCUCUCGGCGUACGGACACGAGGGAUUGAAAUUCGCGCCAUCACUCCUCGCCGCCGCCGCUGUGGCUUCAUCGCUAUCGUACUUGAAGAUCACUUGGGACGAGGUGCCGAUCCUGGAAGAAGUCGUCGGAUACACUUCAGACGAGCUCAAAGAACCGAUUGAUUUCUUGCGACGCGUUGCGCGAGACGCGCAAAUGAUCGAGGAGUGGGGCGAAGGUUUGAUGGUGAACGAGAAGUAUGAAGGAUGUUCAAACUUUGUUUUCAGUGAGAUUAACUCGGAGGGUGACCCGACGAGACGCUGA